UUGACGAGGUGAGACGCAGGUAAACUUGGCGUCGGCGGUUGCACCACGUGCCGUUGUCACCGUGCGCCUCCACAUAAUCGCUAAGUACCGCAGUGCGGAAGUAUUUUGGCCUAACACUAUGUUACCAGGACCUUGUAAUAGUGAGGAAAGGCCUAAAGCCACCGGGCAGUAUGUGUUUGGUUCGAUGUUGGUCAAUGGAAAAUCUGCGACACCAUAUUCGGAUGCCACGCAGACGAAGAAGCACCCUCCCAACCACGUGAAGCGCCCUAUGAACGCCUUCAUGGUGUGGUCGCAACUUGAACGACGGAAGAUAGUCUCUCAGACGCCCGAUAUGCACAAUGCCGAGAUAUCAAAACAGCUUGGACGUCGAUGGAAACUUUUAACUGAAGAACAAAGACGACCUUUUCGUGAUGAAGCCCAAAGACUAAAGGUUCUUCAUCGCUUAGAGUAUCCUGAUUACAAGUAUCGACCCAAGAAGAAGAACAAUAAAAACUGCCCACCUCCAUUGCUUUUAGGUAGUAGUAAUAUUCUGCGUGGAGUUGCACCUGGUUCAAGUGGACGAGUGUCUAAAAAUCGACCUCAGAUUACCAAUUACUCCCCUGCUCAUGCUGCAACUGUGAGCAAAGUAAGGGAAUGCCUUCUUGCUGCAAACCUUAAAAACCUGGGAAUUGGAAGGAGUUCUGUAAACUCAGUAACAUCUCUAAAGGACAAAAUUCUUCCAGAUUCCCUAAACACCAAUGUACCAACUAGCCCUCCCCAUGAAUUUCCAGAUUCACCAGAGAGUGCAAUAAUAUAUGAUGACAGAUCAGCUCAGCAAAUCAAUUGCUUUACUCAUAAUGGAAAUCAAAAUAACCUAGAUUGGUCAAGUGACUUGCUCAUGUCAUGCCCUUCUGACCUUCCCCCUAUGGAUGCUCAAACCAUUGAUCAGCUUCCAGAGAACCCUCCAACACUUGCCGAUUUAGAAAAUAUUGGUGUGAAGGAUUUAGUGCCGCUUUCCCCAGGCUUAUCAUUAAACCUUCAAGAUUUUCAAGCACUGGAUUCUGAUAUAGAAUUGUGGUCUAAUAAUAAUUGUGAACAAAGGGACUUAGCGACACCUCCUACGCCAUUGCUUUUAGGAUCUCAGGAGACACAAGAUCCUUGGUCACAGCACGUGUGGGAUGAUGAUAUGGAAUCUCUCGUAGAAUGUCUUGAGGUCACCUACCAGCGACUGCAAAGUGAGGGCAGGUCUCAAGUCACUCAGGCUCCAGCACAGUGUCCUUUAGCCUCAGCAUGGUUAAGGCCUGCACUUGAAGUCUCCUACUCCAUAGGUGACCCUUCAAGAUGAACAUUUGAUUUGUUUACUUAUGCAUAACACUUAGUGUUAAUCUACUUGCUGGUGAGCUGGACUCGCCUAACUUAGUUCCCUUAUCACGGUACCUUGACUGAUAGCAUUGUGGGUCAUCUCUAGACUGGAUGAUUUAAUUCGCAUCAGUACCUCGGGAGCUAAAUCUCCUCAGCAUUAUGACGUCCUGAUCUCAAACUUUGGCCAAUCCUUUGCCCUGUUCUGCAAAAUGUUUUAUAUCAGAUUACAAGAAAUGUCAUUGUAUCCUUCUGAACAAGAAGAAAGAAGCAUUUCUUCCAUGUGAUUGUCCAGAAGCAACGACGCCUCUCACAGCUAUUGCUAUUCUCUCAGACAUUAAGAUAUUUGGCCUUAAAUUUCCAAUUUCGAUUCCUGUUUAUACAUCUCUUUCUGAUAAGCCCUACCCAUUAACGACUUACCAUUAGAAAGUUAGCUUUCAUAUAGCUUUGUAUUGCAUUUCAUUAUUUUAUCCUUGCAUAUAGAAUUCUUCUGGUUUGAUAUUCAGCCCCUAUUCAGACCCCCCAAAAAACUAUUGCAAAAAAACGAAUUUUUCGAAAUCCUUUGAUAGCCUGAAACAGAGUAUAGUUACUUUAAAUUUACUCCCACCAAAUUUUUAAAGCAUAAAAUAUACUACUCCUCACUCUCUGAACAAGGAACGAAUUGAUCUCAUUCCUUUCAUCGCUUUCUUCUCAAACAAACGACACGAGCAAUUUCCCUGCUCUUCUGUCCUACCUUUCAUCAGAGUUGGCCAUAAGUUCUGCACUGCUGUGAUAUAAGGUGAAAUUCUAGUCUUUCCAUGCAGUCCACGUGCUACUGGAUAGCACUGCUGACCUGCUUGCCUUGAAGAGUUAGUUGAAGUCAACGAUUUACAGUUUUGUAUGUUAUUUUCGACAUGAUUUUGUUACUAUUGAGCUCAUUGUAAAUAGAUUUACGGUUUGAAAUAUUUCAUAUGAGUCCUAAGAUAUGUGUGUAAUAUGAAGGGAGAACUGUUCAAGAGUUUUAUGCAUGCAGGGGAGAUUCAACAUUGUUAUCCACGGGAUUAGAUUAUGUAAACGGUGUGAGUUACAUACUCGAGUCUAAAUCCUCAUGUUCUAUUAGACUCACCUGUUUGCUGGUCCUUUAUUCUGAGGAUUUCUUUCGUUAAGGAAAAUACAGGUAAACUGCAGAAUCAUAAGAUCACUUUCAUUCUAACGAAUAAGUUUGAAUACAUACAUGUCUAGUGUAAAUUUACAUGGCAACAAUAAGUAUUAUUAAAGUUCUAGAUUCAAUUAAAAUUCAUAUUUACACUGAAAAGCAAAAUUACUAUUUUUUUUUAUUUUCUGUAGAUAUUCGGAUGUUAGACUACUUGUUCAUGUUAUCUAGUAAAUGAUUUGGAUGACAUUUUAGAUUAUUUGAAUUUUGUAAAUUUAGAAAAUCUAUAAGGGCAAAAAAAUUCAGGUAGUGUUCAUUAAGGAAGAUUAACCCCCUGGCAGAAUUUCUUUUCCACGUGAAAGGUGAUGGCCGUUCGAAGUGAAAGCAAAUGGUCAGUCAGCGGCUGAAGUUUGUAAAGAAUAAAUUUAUUGCUGCAAAUUUUUUUAAGUUCAUUUCAGUAUACGGAAGCCACUUAGACUGACAAUAAUAAUGAAGCCCUACUUUGCAGACUGCAGAUUUUUUGUAUAAAUACCAACAUUUAACAUCAAUAAGAGAUACGUGAAAUGAAAUGUAUGGUGAUCUUCUCUAUGCUAACCAUUAUUUACAAAAAGAAAACUUUGUUCUUGUUUUGAAGAUUUUUUAGAGAUGGUUCGGAAAUGAAGUCGAAGCAAUGCUAAUGUCAAUUUCAACACAAGUAAAUGUGAAUAUUACCGGUUAUAU
Molecule: messenger RNA, 3190 nt
Organism: Macrobrachium nipponense
Lineage: Eukaryota; Metazoa; Arthropoda; Malacostraca; Decapoda; Palaemonidae
Product: putative transcription factor SOX-15
Exons: 3
Coding region: 119-1324 (401 amino acids)
Biological process (GO): cell differentiation; regulation of DNA-templated transcription; anatomical structure morphogenesis
Molecular function (GO): RNA polymerase II cis-regulatory region sequence-specific DNA binding; DNA-binding transcription factor activity, RNA polymerase II-specific
Source: RefSeq, a predicted model, not a curated record